AUGCAGAUUGAUGUCUCGCGCAAGGUUCUUCUACUAUACAUCUUCUUACUGGGAUUUAUAAUGGAUAUGCUAUAUAUGAAUUGUGUUUGCGUAUUAAAAGCUUGCUUCAAACAAAUCGCCGAUAAUCUGAUAAAUCUACGAAAACUCGCGACGAAUGAUGAGCCAUAUCUUUUGAGCGAUACCUAUCACGAGGAGAGGAAUUCAUUUCGACUGAUGGAGAUCAUAGCUUUGAAAAAGCAGCACCUGGCAAUCAACGACGCAGUGCAGAUGUUAAAAAUGGUCUUCAGUUUACACCUUCUUUCAACGAUAGUUAUGACUUUCACUCAAAUCAUCUUCAACCUGUACUUUUACGUAGUGCGAAUACAAGGGGGUUCAUCUAUGAGCACUCAGGAAAGACAUAUUUAUGAUAUGGCCUUUGUUACAGCUGUAACAUAUUAUUCUGUAAAAAUGUUGUUGAUAGUAUGGGCUUGUGAGACCGGCAAGAACGAAGCCAUGAAGAUCAGUAGCACCGUUCACGACGUGUUCAAUAGCACCAACAAUAAGCAAAUAAAAUAUGAGGUGAAUUAA
Messenger RNA from Temnothorax curvispinosus, 567 nucleotides. RefSeq lists its product as uncharacterized. The record is from RefSeq and is a predicted model, not a curated record. Gene Ontology annotation, biological process: sensory perception of taste. Gene Ontology annotation, cellular component: membrane. NCBI's taxonomy places the organism in Eukaryota, Metazoa, Arthropoda, Insecta, Hymenoptera, Formicidae. Bases 1 to 567 code for a protein of 188 amino acids. The transcript has a single exon.